AUGGAAACUCGGUUGCGAUACCAAGUGGAAAAGCUACUGCAGUCCGUGGCCGCCGAGGAGAAACAUGCUAUACAAGAAGCCUCAGAGGGCAUGAAGACUGACGUGGAUGAGACAGACAACGUUGAAGACGAUGAAUUGGACAAACUUGCAUUCCGUCCGAAUCCGCAUGCGAUGGCCGCCGCCUCUAAACCAACGGAGAGCCACGUAGCAGAAGACGCAAAAGAAGAAGCUGACGUGUAUCGCCCACCUAAACUGGCCCCUAUGAUGUACGAUCCUGAUGCGCAUGUGUCACGAAAGCAGCGCAACAAGGACCGCCAACCCUCGCGCAACGCUGCGCUUUUGGCGGAUUUGUCGGCUGGUAUGUCUUCCAACCCCUACGAAAUGUCUGUGGCUGGUGUGGGCGGUGGCCACGCAGUGGGCAUGGCCGGAUCUUCUCGUGCUCGUGCUUUGCGGCGCAUGGAAGAGUUUGAAGAAGACAAUUACAAGCGUCUUUCGCUGAGUAAGAAAGAUGCUAAGCGCCGACGCCGCGACGAGCAGGAUGUGGCGCUUGGUGGCCUUGGAUUGUCGUCACAUGGUAAUCGUAUCGGUGGUGGCGUAGAGGAGGAGUUUGGCGACUUGCUGCGCGGCUCUGACCGCGACGAGCGCCGCAGACAGCGUGGUGACGGGCAGGAUGCCUACUACCUUCUACAGAAGCGGUCGAAGCUGCCAUCCACGCUGUCUCGUGCAAAAGAACAUACGCAAACUGCUGGAGAGCUUGGGGAGGGACGCGCAUCUACUCACAAGUUCAAGAAAGCUAUGCGGAACCACAAACGCAAGUCGCGUGCAACAUAG
Malassezia sympodialis ATCC 42132 is the source of this 831-nucleotide messenger RNA. RefSeq names its product small subunit rRNA maturation protein LCP5 (gene LCP5). Gene Ontology annotation, cellular component: nucleolus; small-subunit processome. The record is from RefSeq and is a predicted model, not a curated record. Lineage: Eukaryota; Fungi; Basidiomycota; Malasseziomycetes; Malasseziales; Malasseziaceae. Gene Ontology annotation, biological process: maturation of SSU-rRNA from tricistronic rRNA transcript (SSU-rRNA, 5.8S rRNA, LSU-rRNA).